UUUUUUCUACGUUCCCCGCACUAAGUCUAAGUUCUAGACGAAGAUGUUAAUCUGAGCUAAGAGUAGAGCUAGUCUGUGGAGCAGGCGUCCGCACCUACUAAUUAUUAGCUCGUCUAUAGUCUCGUGGUGUCACAACUUCCGUCUCACAGGGGGGAGCGGAGCCUUGGCGUUCCGAGGUUUCGUUUAUCUGUUGUGCAAUCCCGCCUGCAAUUCACGCAAUAAAUUCUGUUGAAUAAGCAGACUUAAGGGUCGUGAUCGGAAAAGUCAUCGGUUAUUUGUAGUGCAAGAUUGUAUUCUGCUGAAUUAUUUGUGCUUUUUUUCCUCGGAACGAUCGAAAUACGGUAUUGAAAUGCAGUACAAUGUGAUCUGUGCCUUCUUGUUUGUUGGGCCGAGAAAUGAAUGUAGAUGUCUUCGGAUGAAUAAAGAAAUCCUAGAUCGGACAAAUCUCACUUAAAUUAGCCUGGCAGUCGGACUACCCUUCGUUCAUUACAUAGGGCGGACACGACUGUAUACGGCUUCUUGCUGAUCACGUUUACACCGAGCUUUCUUGCACUGCUAAAUGAAAAUCUCAGUAGUAACGGCACGCAUUCAAUAAAUUUCGUCAAAGAAUUCUUUUGAUUUUGAACAGAAAGUUCAUUUUCCGCAAAUACUUGCAACUUCUCUGUUUCAAGACGGGGUUUUACCAUUUUAGAUGAACAGUGGAGGAAUAUGUUUUCUUAUCUAUACCGAGGGUGUUUCUCAGUUUAGUUCUUGAGAUAACAGCUAGUAGCUGUUUUGGAGAAGAAGUGCAUACCUUGCCGUGCGCAACGAAUUUUGAAACUUCGCAAAUCUUUUGUAGCGGUUUUUUUGACGACGGGACGUGAUGAAUUGAAUAAUACAGUCGUUUUUUCUCGAUCGCUUCAGUAGAAUUUUGUUUCUGUAUCAUGACUUACGUACUUUACUCCCGUGCACUUGGUGGUUUUUUGAAUUUGUUGACGUCUGAAUCGAUUGUAGUUUAGUGACUGGAUAGAAAAACAAAUCUGCGUGUCAAAUCCGACGAAAAAUAUGACGCGUUGUCCUCUAUAUGCCGAUCAGGCGCAGCUGAAAUAAGCGCCCAGUUCUUGUGAGCUGCACGUUCAGGAGUGCGUCUGCAAUUUAGCAUAACACAUUUGACCACACGUCAGCAAAUCAUGUCGCUCGAAAGUCCACCACCUCUUCUCCAUCACCCGCCGCCGGAGGGCAGCUGGAGUGAGCUGAUCAGUGGGAUCCCUUUACUCGACGAGAUGUGGCAGUGGACGGGGCUGGGCGACGAUGUCGUGUUCUACGCCCACUUGCUGCUCGUUGCGGUCAUUGGGUUCGUCUUGUUCGUGCUCGACGCGAACCCGGGCAACGCCGGAUACGUCUGCUCCCACUUCGUCUUUCCCGAGGACAUUCCCUACGAGCUAUUCUACAACCCGGUAUUGGACAUGAUCUCGCGCUGGCUCACCGCGGGCAGCUGGAUUUGGCCCACCCGCGCCAACGUGAAGACGGUCGAAGUGGAGGAAAGUUUACCCGAAAAGCUGAAGCGGUCAGACAGCUUUCUCGCCCUGGAAAAGCGGGAUAAAGGAGGUAUAAACGAAUAUCCAUUUCCGUUGAUACUAGACAUGCAGUACUUACAUGAAUUCAGUCUCUUCAGUUCUUUCAUGAGAGCAUGAGCAAAUAACUGGAUUGGUGUCCUCCACUUUUCAUUUUUCAAAAUUAAUCGAAUUCAGGUCGUUGCUCUGCCGCCUCCCCGACUUUUUGCAGCAAGGUUCCGCCAAAGUCCGGCGCAGUGCUGGUUGAGAAAGAGCGACAAGCAAAAUAUACCAUGCUGCCACGAGCAGAAUGCGAGUUCCAGCAGUUCCCACCGCACAAACUGGACACCGACCUGUGGUUCAAACUGCGAGUCAUAUGGGGCUAUUUGAAGAUCGCAGCAGCCGCUGUGGUCAAGGAGAAUGUACUGAUGUUUUCUGUUUCAUAUGAGACACGUGUAUACAUCGCUAAAAAGAGAAAUAGGUUCUUGCUAAACCUUGUCAACGAUUUUGUAGAGAAAUCCGCUCCGAAAAAACUGAAAAACAGCUUUGGUUCGUGCAGUGGCUUUUCAAGCUCGAGCCCGGCUACAGCUUCUUCACCCGGUCGAAGCGCACGGGUUUCCAGGCUCUCUUCAUCGAGCACGCGUUCCAGAUGUACGAGGACUGCUGGAACCGGCCGAUCUGCGGCGCCCCGGCCUCCACCGUGGAAGUGGUUUUCCGGGAACGAAAAGACCAGCCACUACUCGCCCCCUAUUUACCGCUCUCGAUGACGACCAAGUCGGUGAAGUGCACCAAUUUAGGCAGCUACAACUACCUGGGCUUCGGCGGCGUCGACGAGUACUGCACGCCCCUGGUCGCGAAGUGCAUCCGCGAGACGGGUUUGUCCACCGGGUCCACGCGCGGGGGGAUAGAGGGGACACAUGUUGUGCAUAAAGAGCUCGAACGGCGGGUGGCGGAAUUUCUCGACAAGGAGGACGCCUUCGUAAUCGGGAUGGGCUUCGCCACAAACUCAACCAUCAUCCCCUGUCUCAUCGACCCCGCAGGGAAUGGAAAAGGGUAUAAUUCAACUUUGUAAAUAUCAAUGAGGGUUGCGGUUUUAGGAUUUAGGGUUUCUUCCCACUUAGCAAAGUCGAGCAGAUCACGCCUCUUUUGGUAAGGAGGACAGGAACCUCAGCUCUUCAGUGCAGCUCGGUCUGACCCGCAGCUCGCUUUCAGAUUUAUCAGCAAUUAAAAGUUGUAUCGCCAUCGAUGUAUGAAAAAUCAUUUUCAAAACACAGAUGCCUGAUUCUCUCUGACGAGCUGAACCACAAGUCGAUUAUCGAGGGCGUCCGCAUGUCCUGGGUGUCUGUGAAAUCCUUCCAGCACAAUGACAUGGUGGACCUGGAGCGCAAACUGAAGCAGGCCUGCGACGUCGGUCAGCCGAACGGGCUUCCCUGGCGGAAGAUCCUGGUCAUCGUCGAGGGCAUCUACAGCAUGGAGGGCGACUUCGCGAGACUGCGCGAGAUCGUGGCUCUCAAGGACAAGUACGGCGCUCUGCUCUACCUCGACGAGGCGCACUCCAUCGGGGCUGUCGGUAUUGGCUGGUUUUAGAUACGAGUAUGAUUGAUUUCCAACAUGCGCAUUUGCAUUCAGCAGAGGCAGAACUAGUGAAAGCGAUUGUGAUCUAUCAUUGAACUUUGCGUUUGUGGUACUGGUUCUAAAAAAGUCGAAAAGCACUACUCUCCCAAAUGAAAACCCCGAACAGGUGAAUCUGGGCGCGGCAUUACCGAGCUUCUCGGCGUGCCUAGGUCGAAAAUCGACGUGAUGAUGGGUACCUUCACCAAGUCUUUUGGUUCCGCCGGCGGCUACAUCGCGGCGGACGCAAAGGUGAUCGCCAACUUGAGGAAAAACAGUCCGAACGCCACUUUCGCGCCUGCGAUGUCACCCGCCUGCGCCGCGCAGGCCUUAGCAGCCCUGGACUUGCUGAAGCACGAACGCGGAAAAGCGAAGAUCGAGUCCCUGCGGCGGAACAGCAACCACUUCCGCCGACGGCUCGCGGAGAUCGGGUUUUGGGUGUUGGGGGACGAGGACUCACCCGUGGUACCAGUCUUGAUGGACCAGGAGUCCAUGUGGUACUUCUCCGUGAAAGGCAUGCAGCAGGGCGUCGCCAUCGUGGUCGUGUGCGCGCCGGCCACACCCUACAUGCUGCCCCGGGCGCGGUUCUGCGUGUCCGCGGCGCACACGAUCGAGCAGAUCGACCAGACGUUAGUGGUGCUGGAAAAGCUCGGGAAGCAGCUCGGGAUCCUGUUCCGCAAAAACGACAAGUGCUUGACCAAUCCGGCCUACUACAACUGGCUGCGGGACGCGCCGUUGGAGGUCGGGCGAUACGAGAAAACGCCCAAAUUCGAGCCAUUAGGUAUGGUAGAGGAGUACUCCGAGCCGGAGCCGAUUGCGACAACAAAGGAUGCGGCGAAGAAGUUCGGGGUGUUUGACCCACUGGGUUUGAUCCAGGACGCGCCGGCAUCGUUACCCAACACCUGCGAGCAGUACCUGUCGACGCACGGCUUCGGAACCUGCGGGCCCCGGGGGUUCUACGGCACCACCAUGGAGCAUUUAUCACUAGAAAAGGCUUUGUCGGACCUGCUGCAGGCAGAGUCCGCGAUCUUCUACGCGCAGGGGGUCAGUGUGGCGUCGUCCGUGUUGGCGUCGCCGAUGCUCGGUGCGAAGGAUCUGGUAUGUGCAUGGAUUUCUGAUGGUUUUGCGUAGACGUGAGCAUGAUGUGUUUUUGUCCAUUCUCCUGAAGCAAAUUUAUACCGAAAAGGACGCGACACUAUUCUGAAGCUUCAACACACAUUUUUUUCCCAAAAGAAAUAGAAACGCACUACUAUAUCAGGUUUUCUGCUUCGGCAAGUGCCACUACGGCAUCAAAUCCGGUCUCCGGUUGAACGGCAAGUGCACCCUCGUGUUUGUGGAGGACAUGCGGGAGCUGCAGGACUGGCUUUCUGACUGGAAGAAGGUGGAGCGGAUCGACCGGGAGAAAGUCGGCUUCCGGGAGGGCGCGGACCUGUUCGGCACUUUGCCAGAACGAUUCACAACGCUGGAGCGCGAGAUUGUGCCGUUAGACGAGUAUGGCAAGCGGUUCCUGGUCGCCGAGGGUUUGUACCAGUGCGACGGGAGUAUUUGCGACUUGCCCCGCCUCGCGCAACUGAAGGAUUUAUACCGGCUCAGCCUGGUGGUGGACGAGACGCUUUCCCUCGGCGGCGUCGCCCCGCGCGGCGUGUGCGAGUACUUCCAGAUGCCCCAGUCCACGGUGGACAUCUACCUCGGGUCGUUAGAAUUCGCGAUCGGCUCGGUCGGCGGGUUUUGCGCGGGCCAGUUCCACGCCGUCCGCGACCUGAGGCUAACGUCCUCCGGCUACUGCUUCUCCGCCUCCGCCCCGGGCGUGUCCUGUCUGUGGAGCAAGGAAGUGCUGGAAGAGCUGCAGUGGUGCACAAAUCCAUCAACGUCAUCAUUGCAUAAAGGAGCAUGUUCAGAGGAUGGUGGUUCCACCACUCCCAGCACGGAUUUCCCCGAAGGAUCCACCUCUUCGACCUCUGUCGAGCCGAGCUCCAGAGUGUCGGAGUUGUCCAGUUCCUCGUCGCAGGAAGGCGACAGUCAGAAUCUCCGAAAACGGCGGUCGGACUCCCCACCGGAAGAACAAGCGCCGAUAGUACCACCAACACCAACGUCCGGCUUGCACUCCCGCACGCCCUCGUCGUGUAGCAGCAGCGGGCAGAGCAUGCAAGACAAGGCAGAGCACGGUAGCACGACCAGCAGCACGGCCAGCGAGCCGCACAGUACUUCUAUGGCAGGUGGAAAAAUUGUGAAUCUGCAGCACGCAGGUAUGGACCACAACACGUCGGGGUGUACCACGGUCGCGGCCACGGAGUCCGACGACGACGACGAGAAGCAGAGCAGUCGGUCGCAGACCAGCGAGAGCGUGCACAAUUGUUCCUUCGAGAAUUUAAGAGACCGGUGGACGCGGUUGCAGCAGAUCACCGAGAAAUUGCAGACCAGCGCGAAGAGGAUACUAUCGGAAAAGUACGAGGUCCGCGGAAGCAACUACGUGAUACACCUGAAGCCGAAAAUCCUCAUCCCCUCCACCUCUCAUUACUCCUCGGGCGACAGCGACAGUGGGCUGUCGGACUCCGCAACGCGGGGCCGCCAGUUCUCGGUCCACAGCUCUACUCGGAAGUCGGUCUGCGAAAAGACGAGGAUAAAGUACCAGAAGGCGCUGGAAGCGGUGAAGGCCGCCACCGGGCUGGACAUCUUCGAGCGACCAUUGACCGAGCGGGCGCUGGACACCCGGUUGUGCAUCCACACCGAGUGGACCCCCACCCUCAGAAUAGCCGUCUCCUGCCUGCACACACCGGAACAAAUCGACAGUCUGCUCACCGUCGUGCGAGACAGCGCGACUUGGUGA
Molecule: messenger RNA, 5970 nt
Organism: Amoebophrya sp. A120
Lineage: Eukaryota; Dinophyceae; Syndiniales; Amoebophryaceae
Source: the annotation of a GenBank genome assembly